AUGUUUCUAGGAAAGUAUCACGGUCAGAAGAAGGUGAGGUCAUUGACGGGACCGCCCACAACCCCAAGAACACCAACACCGGCGAGUACCUCAAGACCGCCAUCAACAACAGUGGCUCCGCUGGUGGCCUCAACAACGUCACCAAGGGUGACUACACCUGUGGCCUCAAGAUCUUCAGCAAGGGUGGCUUCCUCCACCGCAUUAAGAACGUCAGCAAUGGCAGCUCAGCCCGCGGGCUCAAGAAUACCAGCAACAUCCGUUCAACCCGCCACCUCAAGAACGACAACAACAACAAAUCCACACGUGACCACAAGAACGUCAACAACAACAAAUCGGUACGUGACCUCAAUGACAACAGCAUCAAAUACACAUGCAACCUCAAGAACGCCAACAACGGCAAAUAUAUAUGCGACCUCAAGAACAUCAGCAGCAUCAGCGACGGUGGCUCCUUCUGCGACCUCAAGAAUGUCAACAAGAGCAACUCGGUCCGCGACCACACGAACGUCAACGGGAGCAACGAUGGCGUCAAACCGGUCGACGACACUGCAGCCAGGUGCGUCGACCUCAAGAACGGCUAGGACGACGGCCCCGCCCUUGUCUGCGAUGACAAGUCGUAGUCGUGCCGCUCCCACACGUCCAACCGCUUCUAGCACACGCCGGUGA
Molecule: messenger RNA, 663 nt
Organism: Triticum dicoccoides
Lineage: Eukaryota; Viridiplantae; Streptophyta; Magnoliopsida; Poales; Poaceae
Product: mucin-5AC-like
Exons: 1
Coding region: 1-663 (220 amino acids)
Source: RefSeq, a predicted model, not a curated record